Pestalotiopsis fici W106-1 is the source of this 1101-nucleotide messenger RNA. RefSeq lists its product as uncharacterized. The record is from RefSeq and is a predicted model, not a curated record. The transcript has a single exon. Gene Ontology annotation, biological process: protein folding; response to salt stress; response to heat. The coding region runs from base 1 to 1101 and encodes 366 amino acids. Lineage: Eukaryota; Fungi; Ascomycota; Sordariomycetes; Amphisphaeriales; Sporocadaceae.
AUGGCAAACAACAACACAAACAACAAUGUCGGGCAAGGCCCCUUUUGGGACUUUGUUCGCUCUUUUGACGCCAACCCGCAGCGUGCAGGUGCUGGCGUCGACCACGCACCAGCAGGUCAGCCACCUUUCGGUGCUGGAUUUCCCUUUGGCGGUCCUGGGUCUUUCAACCCUUGGCAUGGCGGACACUGGGGAGGCCCAUGGGGACCGCCACCUCCUCCCCCGGGUGACUUUCCCUGGGGACAUCGCGGAGGCCGACACGGAAGACAUGGUCGCCAUCACCACCGCCGAGGCGAUUCAGACUCUGAAAGGGAGGGCGAAGAAUCAGAGGGGCACGACUUUGACAUGGACGAAUCACCUGAGACCAUGAGAGACGAUGUGCCACCUCCACCGCCACCACCGGGCGGCCCUCACCCACCACAUCAUGCCGCUGGCUCUCCUCACCCUCCACCUCCACCCCAUGAGGGGCCACGUCAUCACCACGGCCGUCACCGACACGGAUCUCGUGGACCUGGAGGCCCGGGCGCAUUCCGUCGUGGCAGCUGUCGCGGACGUGGAGGUCCUCGUGGCAGACACGGUCCUCCCCACGGCCCGCCCCCGCCACCUUUCGGCGGGCCAUUCGACUUUCGCUCCCUGAUGGGAGCUCUUGCUGGCCACCCAGCCGCUCAGGCUCUCAGAGGAUAUUUCGAACCGCAAGAUGCCCCCCGGGCAGCCGGCGAGCAGUCCGGAGAGCAGCAGGACGACAGCUUCGUCCCUCCUGUCGACACAUUCAACACGGAGAAGGCAUACGUCUUGCACGUUGCGCUACCCGGCGCGGUGAAGGAAGAUGUUGGGGUCAACUGGGAUGCGGACAAGAGCCAGCUCAACAUUGCUGGAGUUGUCUACCGGCCAGGAAACGAGGAGUUCCUCCAGUCGCUAAGCUCCGGGGAGCGCAAGGUCGGCAUGUUUGAGCGCAGCAUCAAAUUGCCCCCUUCCAACGUCGACGAGAAGGAUGAAGUCGACGGAUAUGGCAUCACUGCCAAGAUGGAGAACGGAAUUCUCAUUGUUACCGUUCCCAAGGUCGAGAAGGAGUGGACCGAGAUCCACAAGGUUGAUAUUCAGUAG